Messenger RNA from Penicillium salamii, 1488 nucleotides. NCBI's taxonomy places the organism in Eukaryota, Fungi, Ascomycota, Eurotiomycetes, Eurotiales, Aspergillaceae. The record is from the annotation of a GenBank genome assembly.
AUGUUUGGUGUCAAACCAAAGGGUGGGCUUCCAGCCAAAGUCUCCCGGCCCUUCGCUGGCAAAACUCAUUCUGCUGGUUUGACUAAGUUUUCCACAUCCACCCGCCGGUCUAGGAAAGAAGGAGAUAUCUCAUCGGUGUUUGUCUCAUUGUCCAGCCAAGAAGAAGCAGCUCCUCUCGAUUCGCGAUUCGCAGAGCAGAAAAAGAGGCUCCUCGCUGACCGAAGCGAUAAGAUCAAAGAAAGCUGGGAUCGCCUACUCAACAGGCUGAGAGAAGAGACUGGCACCAUCAAGAAAUGUGGGCCAAGUAUCGAGCUAAGGAAACGUGGAGUUGCUGUGGUCCGCGGUGUGAUUCCUGAAGAUGAAGCAAGAGGCUAUAAGGAAGCCACUGAAGCCUACGUAGCGGCCAACCCGGGAACAAAAGCUUUCCCACCAAAUGACCCCCAGGUCUUUGAGCUAUAUUGGUCAAAAGCACAGAUGCAGGCGCGAUUCCACCCCAAUAUGCUUGAAACCCAGCGCUUCCUCAUGAGUUUCUGGCAUUCAUCCGACCCAAAUGCUUUGGUCUCUCCUCGGCACCCUCUCAGCUACGCUGACCGUCUGCGGAUUCGUCAGCCCGGCGAUACUGGCUUUGCAUUGGGGCCUCACAUUGACGGUGGAAGUUGUGAGCGCUGGGAGGAUAAGGGAUACGGGUUAGGGGACGUCUACAAAUCAAUUUUCCAGGGCCAAUGGGAAGAUUACAACCCUUGGGAUGCUAGCACCCGUAUCCCUGCUGUGGCUGAUCUCUACAAUGGAGCUGGAGCUUGCUCCAUGUUCCGGAUGUUCCAGGGAUGGCUCGGCUUAUCGCAUACUGGUCCUGACGAGGGAACCUUGAUGGUGAACCCACUUUUAUCGAUGGCCACAGCAUACACCCUUCUGCGUCCUUUCUUCCGCCCGAUCACAGCUCAUCCUGGAGAUAACCCAUCGCGAAUCGCUACCGAGACAUUCCUGGAGCCUUCCAACUGGCAGUUGGAGGAUCAGCCUAGCAGCAAGCUCGAGGGUGCUACUCCCGGGUACGCUCAAGAGCUGAACUCGGUCCUUCACCCUCAUCUAGAGCUUGAGAAAACCAUGGUCCACGUGCCCAAGAUUGCGCCGGGUGACUAUGUAGCUUGGCAUUGCGAUACAAUCCACGCCGUCGACAAGGUACACCAGGGUACUGGAGACUCCAGUGUGAUGUACAUCCCUGCCUGUCCCGUCACCGCCGGCAAUGUCGAAUAUGUCAAGCGCCAAAAAUCGGAUUUCCUUGCCGGUACACCUCCCCCUGACUUCCCUGGUGGUGUUGGUGAGAGUGCGCAUGUUGGGCAUACUACCCUGGAGGACCUUAAGUCCCUCACGACCCAGGAGGGAAUGCGUGCAUUUGGCUUGGAGAAGUGGGAUUCAGAGAACAAGGAUCUCUUGCCUGGACAACGAUGUGUCCUCAUGACCGCCAAUGAGAUUUUGGGGUACCGAUAUUAA